Molecule: messenger RNA, 413 nt
Organism: Apodemus sylvaticus (European woodmouse)
Lineage: Eukaryota; Metazoa; Chordata; Mammalia; Rodentia; Muridae
Product: 60S ribosomal protein L35
Exons: 1
Coding region: 13-384 (123 amino acids)
Biological process (GO): maturation of LSU-rRNA from tricistronic rRNA transcript (SSU-rRNA, 5.8S rRNA, LSU-rRNA); translation
Cellular component (GO): cytosolic large ribosomal subunit; ribosome
Molecular function (GO): mRNA binding; structural constituent of ribosome
Source: RefSeq, a predicted model, not a curated record
AACAACGCAGCGAUGGCCAAGAUUAAGGCUUGGGACCUGCGCGGCAAGAAGAAGGAGGAGCUGUUGAAACAACUGGACGACCUGAAGGUGGAACUGUCCCAGCUUCGUGUAGCCAAAGUGACAGGCGGCACCGCGUCCAAGCUCUCCAAGAUACGAGUGGUAUGCAAAUCCAUCGCCCGAGUCCUCACUGUCAUAAACCAGACUCAGAAAGAAAACCUCAGGAAAUUCUACAAGGGUAAGAAGUGCAAGCCCCUGGACCUGCGACCCAAGAAGACGAGAGCCAUGCGUCGCCGGCUCACGAAGCACGAAGAGAAGCUGAAGACCAAGAAGCAGCAGCGGAAGGAGCGGCUGUACCCACUGCGCAAGUACGCAGUCAAGGCCUGAGGCAGACGACAAUAAAGUGCAAGACUGAC